AUGGCGAGGCGACGCUGCCACCCGCACGCGCUGCUGCUGCUGCUCCUGGCGGCCGCCCUGACCGGGGCGCCGCCCGGCGGCCUCUACUCGCCCGGCGACCCGCUGGUGCUGCUGCAGGUGGACACGCUGGAGAGCAGCGUCCUCAACUCCAGCAGCGCCUGGCUGGUGGAGUUCUACGCCUCCUGGUGCGGCCACUGCGUCCACUUCGCGUCCACCUGGCGGGCGCUGGCCGCCGACAUCCAGGAAUGGAGCCCCGCGGUGAACGUUGGCGUCGUCGACUGUGCAGACAUAGCCAAUCAGAAAACGUGCGGGAAGUUUGGGAUAACUGGGUUCCCUACGUUGAAGUUUUUCAAGGCCUUCUCCAAGAGCCCUGAGGACGGGACGAAGAUAUUCCAUCCUGGGGACAGCAUUCAGAACCUGAGGCAGAGCAUCAUCACCAACCUGGAGAUGCACAAGGAGACGUGGCCACCUGCCUGUCCACCACUGGAACCAGCCAGCGUGGAGGAGAUCCGUGGGUUCUUUCAAACAAACAAUGUCACGUACCUGGCGCUGAUCUUCGAGACUAACGACUCCUUUCUGGGCAGAGAGGUGACGCUGGACAUGCUGCAGUACGAGAACGUCGCUGUCCGGAGAGUGCUGAGCAGCGAGGAGGAGCUAGUGAAGAAGUAUGGUGUGACUGCCUUCCCUUCCAGCUUCCUGCUCAUCAACAACGGGACCUUCAGCCGCAUCCCUGUGCAAAUGGAGGCGCGAUCCUUCUACACCCACUUCCUGCGGAGGCUGCCUGGGGUCACGCGAGGCCCCUACACGCCGACCAGGGCACCAGACACGCCGAUCAAGACGACCCCCACCCCGCGGAAGCCUGCAGACCGCUCAAAGGUGUACAUGGCUGACCUGGAAUCCGCGCUGCACUAUGCCCUGCGGGUAGAGGUGGCCCGGUUCUCUGUCCUAACGGGAGAGCGGGUGAGGGCCCUGAAGGACUUUGUGGCAGUGCUGGCUAAGUAUUUUCCUGGCCGCCCCUUUGUCCAGAACUUCCUGCGCUCUGUGGACAGGUGGCUGAGGAACGUGAGAGGAUCAAGGAUUCCCUACAGUGCCUUGAAGCUGGUCUUGACCAACAGAAAAGAGGUGGGUCCCCCGGCGGUGCUGUCGAACAACGUGACGUGGGUGGGUUGCCAAGGAAGCGAACCUCAUUUCCGAGGCUACCCCUGCUCCCUCUGGACCCUCUUCCACCUCCUGACAGUGCAGGCGACUAGACACCGCAGGCUGGGCACAGACCCGCUUGAGGUCCUUGGCGCUAUGCGCGGCUACGUCCAGUCCUUCUUUGGCUGCCGGGAGUGCGCACAGCACUUUGAGGGCAUGGCAGCGGAGUCCAUGGACAAAGUGAGAAGCGUGGACGAGGCAGCCCUCUGGCUUUGGUCAAGACACAACCGGGUCAACGCUCGGCUGGCAGGUACCGAGACAGAGGACCCCCAAUUCCCCAAGCUGCAGUGGCCUCCCCCGGAACUGUGCCAUCCGUGUCACAGUGUGGUCAAAAGGCGCCAAGUGUGGGACGAGGCAGCCGUGCUGCAGUUCCUCAAGGCCUACUUUUCCCCGAUCAACAUCUUCUUAAAUUACACGGAGCCCGAGAUGGCUCUGGUGGUCAGGCGCAGCCGGGAGGCAAAGGAGGGAGCUGGAGAGUGGGCCAUGGGGGUGGGAAUGGAGGUGGGUGGCUCGGAGAGACGAGGCUUCUCGGGGCCACGGAAGCCAAGCAUCGUCCGGAUGAACCCCAAGAUGCAAGAGCUGGAGGAGGACAUUGUGGACCUGGACUCCUUCAGCGAGCUGCACUACAAGAGCAAAGCCCUGAAGGCUGCUGCCGUGGCGGCCAACAAGGGGCGGCAGCUGAGCAAGAGGGACACCAUCCCACUGCUGCUGGCGGACGACAGCCACCAGGCCUUUGACUAUGCUGCGGCCUGGGAGCGCCUGAGGCGGCGGGGGCUGGGCUCCAAGCAGCUCAUCGGGGCCCUGGAGGAGGACGAAGGGGACACCCUGAGGAGGAGCCAUUGGUUCCGCAUGCUGGGAGUGGGCUUCUCCCGUCUGGACGUCAGCCUGUGCAUCAUCCUGUACUUCCUCUCCUCCAUGUGCCUGCUGGGCAUGUACACCUUCUUCCGCAUGCGCACGAGGCACCGCAAGGGCCGCCCCAGCUUCCCCACGGCAUGA
Molecule: messenger RNA, 2193 nt
Organism: Emys orbicularis (European pond turtle)
Lineage: Eukaryota; Metazoa; Chordata; Testudines; Emydidae
Gene: QSOX1
Product: quiescin sulfhydryl oxidase 1
Exons: 13
Coding region: 1-2193 (730 amino acids)
Biological process (GO): protein folding
Cellular component (GO): Golgi membrane
Molecular function (GO): protein disulfide isomerase activity; flavin-dependent sulfhydryl oxidase activity
Source: RefSeq, a predicted model, not a curated record